GGAGAAGAAAAAAUUUGAGAAUGAAAAGAAAUGAAAGCAUUCAUAACCGACUGUAACAAUAAAAUAUGCAGCAGUAGCAGUAGAAACCCAUUUUAAUGGCAGAUCGAUUUGCUCAGUGACUCGCAACGUAAAGCAAACGCACCUUUUCCCUUUUCAGGAUUAACUCGCAGAAGAGGCGCAAUCGAUCCGCGUCCUUCUCCAUAUGGCGGAGGACGACGACGAUGAGGCGUUCGGAGAUUUCGCUUUUGCUCCCUUCCAAUCGAAUUCCCUAAUCAGCGUUCCGAAUUCGUCGGCCGCCCCCGCCGACGAGGACGAGUGGGGCGAUUUCGUGGAACCGCCGUCGCAGUCGAAGCCAUCGGGAACCGCUGUCAAUGGAGAUCACCGAUCGGGUAAUUCUGCAUCGCCGGCUACGUGGAUGAAGCCGCGAGGCGCUCUGCCUCUUUCGCUAUUUGGUGAUGCGGAGGAGUCUGGUGAUUUGGCUGUUCCUGGCGAUUUCAAUCGAGAGGAAAGGAAUGGGGGUGCGGAGGUGGUCGGUUCAGGUUUAGCUGGUAAUGGUGUGUUGAAAUCGAAAAGUUUUAGUAUUGCCGAUCUGUACGAUAGAUAUUCGCAGACUAAGCAUGAGAGCCGUGAUUUGGCUGUCAAGGAUGAUUCGGUUGUUAAUGGAGUUUAUUCGAGUGGAAACCAGGCUAGUGGUGAAGCAGCUGUUGUUGAGCUGAAAAACGCGGAGUUCAGUUUUAAGUCUUAUAUGUCGGAUCCGAGCAAGGAGGAGGAUCUCUUUGGCGGAUGGACUGGGGAGUUUAAUGGAAUUGGCUCUAAUUUGAAGACAUCCCCUGAAAAUGUGCUGAUGUUGGGUUUAGAUUUAGAUAUGAAUGGGGAGAAGCAACAAUUGGAUGGCUCCAAUACUGCCGUUGGUGAUGAAGGCGAUGGAGAUGAUGGUGAUGAAGAAUGGGACUUUAAGGAUGCAGACUCGGAAUUUGAGGCUCAAGAUGUGAAUAAUAAUGUCGGCUUGAUGGUUCAAGAGGUUUCUGAAAGUAGGCCAUAUUCCUCUGGGACUGGCAUUGGCUCAACUAAAUCACUUGAUCUGUUUGGGACUUCUAAUGGAUCAAUUGACCUCUUUGCAAGCUCAACUGAACCAGUUGAUUUUUUUGCUAACUCAAGCGGUAUUUCUACCACUUCCCAGGAAGUGGAUGUGAUUGGUAUUCCAAGUUCGGCUACUCCUAAUGGUUUUACUUCAGAUGAACACUUUAUUAUUGGACAGAGUAAUGUUGGAGGUCUAUUGGACUAUAGAGCAGAUGUUGGGAUUGAGGAACUUGACGAGGAUUUUGGAGAUUUUAGUGCUGCUUCUGCAAAAACUGGAGCAGAGCCAAAGUUCUUGGUUCAGGAACUAUUUAUCAAUAAUAUUCUUUCACCCAUUGAAGAUGCAAUGCAAACACCAGAUGGGAAAAUCCAGGAGAAGGAUACAAAUUUAAAUCAUCACAAAGGUGCAAUUCCCCUGUCUAUAUUUGGUGAUGAAGAACCAGAAAAUGGCAGUUCUUCAGAUGUUCAAGAUUUUUUUUUUCAGCAGUCUAUUCCUGCAAAAAGAAGUGAUCAUAUUGCUAGCAGUGUUAACUCUAUCAAUGAUAUGAUAUCAAAUUUAUACAGCCAAGCUGAGCAGACUUCUUCUACAAACACUGAGCAUAACCUUAUUGAAAGUCAGUUGAAUCCAUCCAGUGUAGUUUCAAGUUCCAAUUUGGUAGAUGAUGGCGGUGAUGAUGAUGAUGAUGAUAAUUCAUGGGACUUCAAGGAUGCCUCAGAAGUGAGAUUUGACAGUGAGGCGCCUCUUACUAGCACGGGAGAUGCAUACAUGAGCCAAUCAUCGAAGCUGAAGCUCGAUAAUUAUUUGGAUUUCUAUUCAAAAUUGAAGGAAGAGUUGUGCUUUGUCGUGAAACACCAUAUUGAUAGGAUGAAGAAUGCCCAAGGUGAUGCUAACCUCUUUGUUGAUGGUGUGGGAGCUGAAUCUUUUGAUAGCGAGUUCCAGCUGUUCUGCAAUGAACCUGAACAUAUGAACUUCCUUCACGAAGAAGGCGCUUUACAGGAUCAUCAUACAAGAGAUAGUCAUCUACAUGAAUUUGCUCAAGUUUUGCUGGAGCCAAAAUUUCAAAGACUCGAGUCAGAAUAUCACUUGUCACAGAAGUUGUUAAUAGUGGAGAAUGAUCUGGGGUCAUCUAUGGAACUGAUAAGACAUACAAAGGCGAUGCUUAAGAUCUUGAACAUAGGAAAGCUGGAGGAACAAAAGGUAUAUGUUUCCUUAUGGUCUGAGAUGAUAUCUGUCUGUGCUCAAGAGUUAAGACAUGGUGCCUCGAUUUGGAACGACGCAGUGAUGAGACAUGUUCAAAGCCAAUUUCUAUCUGAACCUCAAGGAAUGAAGUUUGUCUUAGCCCUUGGAGAGAUAUACAGGGUGGUUAUAGUUCUUGGAGCUUCAGCCAUACUUUUCAAGCCUUGGAUUUUAUCCAGUUCAGUAGAUCCGCCUUCUAUCUAUAUUUUGCUAGAGGAAUGCCGUGCUGUAUGGUCGACUUCAGGACUUGAAGAAGCUCUUGCUAGUGUAUCGGCGCCAACUACUUUGAAUGACACUUCAUUAUUCAAGUCCAUCAAACAUAUCCUUGGUCUAGAUGAACUUAAGCUUGAGAACUAUGUUUUUGCAGAGAAAGAAUCUAGGUGUUGUCUGUCUCUCCUAACAGCUGGAGUGGUACCAGACUUGAAGAUUGUAAUGUGGGGAAAUGAGCAGUGUUUUGUUACACUCGCGAAUCUUUGGGCAAAUUUGAUAAGCCGUUAUCCCCCAAACUUGCCACAGCUACAUCUUGGAUGAGAAGGAUAAAUGAGUGAGACAUAUUCAAAUUUCCAUUCUUUCGUAUCUAGAAUGGCUUUGUGGAUCUGUGCUGUGGCAAUGCAUACAUGAGCCUGCUUCGCAGGCAUUGCACUACCUUAAGGCUCAAGGCAAUCAAACUGCAGAAUCGUGUUUGAGUUGCAGAAACAGUUUUGUCCAAAGAAAAAAUUCUUUUGUACUUGUCCUUUAAAGUUAUUGGUGUAUCAGUUGGAGCACUUCUCCUUUAUCAGGCAUCCUCUUCUAUAUGUUUAUAGUAAUGUGAAUGUAGUUUUCUUUUAUUGUAUCAAUCAGUGUGUAGUUGCUGUAUAAGUUUAUUUCGGGUGACUUCCCUAAAUCAUUUUGUACUAAUACUACACAAUUAUUUUCCCAAAAUUGGGAGCUCCAGCUUAAUAUUAAUUUUUUUACUAGUUCA
This is a messenger RNA of Salvia miltiorrhiza (redroot sage), 3275 nucleotides long. RefSeq lists its product as uncharacterized. The record is from RefSeq and is a predicted model, not a curated record. The transcript has 9 exons. NCBI's taxonomy places the organism in Eukaryota, Viridiplantae, Streptophyta, Magnoliopsida, Lamiales, Lamiaceae. The coding region runs from base 203 to 2845 and encodes 880 amino acids.